AUGAAGAGAAGAUUGUUACGCUCUAAUUUUUUUUGGCUACACACUGAACUCAACGCGCACUUCUCCGAUCUGUGUCUUCUAGCUCGAUCUCUCUCCACAAUGCGUCCCUGAUUCUUUUCCCCUUUCAGUUUCAGAUUGUUGAAGGCUUUGAGUGGAGAAGUGAGUGAUGGCAUCGAAGCAAGGUGUGAAACCGAGGAGAUUCGGAGGAGCGAGCAGCACCUCCAAGGGCGCCGCCAAUUCGCCUACGUCUUCCACCACGUCGUCGUCUAAGCAGUUUCUAGAAACUUCCGUUGACGGACAGAGCUCCCCUGCUUCUUCCUCCGCUCGAAGCAAGCCGCACGCGUUCUAUCCGGAACCUGUGCCGUUGGAUGUACACAGGGCCAAAGAGAAUGUCACCGUCACCGUCCGAUUUCGUCCUCUCAAUCCGAGGGAGAUUCGUCAGGGAGAAGAGAUUGCUUGGUAUGCUGACGGAGAAACCAUAGUGCGAAACGAGUAUAAUCCCUCCAUAGCGUAUGCAUACGAUCGUGUCUUUGGUCCCACGACCACAACUCGUCAUGUUUAUGAUGUUGCUUCUCAGCAUGUUGUUAGUGGUGCUAUGGAGGGCAUCAAUGGUACAAUAUUUGCAUAUGGGGUAACAAGCAGCGGGAAGACUCAUACAAUGCAUGGUGAUCAAAGAUCUCCCGGAAUCAUACCUCUUGCCGUGAAGGAUGCUUUUAGCAUUAUCCAAGAGACUCCAAAUCGGGAGUUCCUCCUUCGUGUUUCAUACUUGGAGAUAUACAAUGAGGUUGUUAAUGACUUACUAAAUCCAGCAGGACAGAACUUAAGAAUCAGAGAGGAUGCUCAGGUGCCAAUUAUAGCUUUUCAGCACAGACAUGUGGGAUCCACAAACUUCAACCUACUCAGCAGCAGGAGCCAUACAAUAUUUACCCUGACCAUAGAGAGUAGUCCAUGCGGUGAAAAUAGUGAAGGAGAAGCUGUGACACUGUCACAACUGAAUCUCAUCGAUCUGGCAGGUUCUGAGAGCUCAAAAGCUGAAACAACUGGCAUGAGAAGAAGAGAAGGAUCUUAUAUCAAUAAAAGUCUUCUAACUCUUGGAACUGUCAUUUCAAAAUUAACCGAAGAUAAACCCAGUCACAUACCUUAUAGGGACUCCAAACUGACUAGACUACUUCAGUCUUCACUCAGUGGUCAUGGACGUGUAUCUCUUAUCUGCACAGUGACUCCUUCCUCAAGUAGUACUGAGGAGACACAUAAUACAUUGAAGUUUGCUCACCGGGCAAAGCAUAUUGAAAUCCAAGCAGCACAAAACAAAAUAAUUGAUGAGAAGUCACUUAUCAAGAAAUACCAACAAGAGAUUCAAUGCCUAAAGGAAGAAUUGGAACAACUAAAGAGGGGUAUUGUUACAGUUCAACCAAAAGAUACUGGGGAAGAUGACAUUGUGCUUCUGAAACAAAAGUUAGAGGAUGGUCAAGUUAAGUUGCAAUCCCGAUUGGAACAAGAAGAAGAAGCUAAAGCUGCUUUGUUAGGAAGAAUUCAACGGCUGACUAAACUGAUUUUGGUCUCCACAAAAGCAUCACAUUCAACCAGAUUUCCUAACAGGCCUGGUCCUCGUAGAAGACAUUCCUUCGGAGAAGAGGAGCUGGCAUACCUUCCAUACAAGAGGCGGGAUUUAAUCUUGGAUGAGGAAAAUAUUGAUUUGUAUGUUAAUCUGGAGGGAAAUGUUGAAUCAACUGUUGAUUCUUUGAAGGAGGAAAAAAAGACAAAGAAACAUGGACUACUAAACUGGUUGAAGUUACGUAAACGAGACGGUGGCUUGACAGGCACUAGUGAUAAAUCCAGUGGUGCAAAAUCUACCAGCACACCUUCAACACCUCAAGGAGAAAGUGGUAACCAUGCAGAAUCCCGGCUUUCUCAUUCUCUAGCUGCAGAAAGUUCUCCAUCGGCUGAUCUUAUAUCAGAGGCAAGAGAGGAUAAAGAUACUCACGAGGAUAGUUUAUUGGGACCAGAAACACCUUUGACAAGCAUCAAGUCAGUUGAUCAGAUCGAUCUUCUAAGGGAGCAGCACAAGAUUUUAUGUGGAGAAGUUGCCCUUCAUUCAAGUGCUUUGAAGAGGCUGUCUGAGGAAACAGCACGAAAUCCUCAGGAUGGUCAGAUUCAUGUGGAGAUGAAAAAGCUGAAAGAUGAAAUCAAGGCAAAGAGCGAACAAAUAGAUUUGCUGGAAAAGCAAAUUUCUAAUUCUGUCGUUGUUUCAGAUAAGAUGGAUCAAUCAGGAAUAUCACAGGUACAUUCAAUUGACGUUAUUUUUUGUGCUGUUUCACUUGUUAGCAGUCCAGGAUGGUGCAUGAACAUAUUGCCUUGCUGCCGGCUGUUUUCUGACGAGUCCAAUGUUAUUGUGCUAAUUCAGGUCAAAGUAGCAGAUAAUCAUAUAAUUCAAGAACAGCUUAAUCAGAAGAUUGGUGAAUGUGAAAAUCUGCGAGAAACGAUUGCCUCUCUGAAACAGCAACUUGAAGAUGCACCGGAGUUGAGAAAUUUCAGCGCUGCAGCAAAUCAUUCUCAACAUUGUGAACUUCAUCUUGACCAGGGAAAUGAGUUGAUAAAUGAUACAAAUGAAGGGCUGCUUUUACAAGCACAGGUAUAUUCUUAUCAUGUAGAAGAGCUGAAGCAGAAGGUGAAAGAACUAACAGAUGCAAAAGACCAGCUAGAACUUCGAAAUCAGAAACUGGCAGAAGAGAGUUCAUAUGCUAAAGGACUAGCUUCAGCUGCUGCUGUUGAGCUCAAGGCAUUGUCAGAAGAAGUUGCCAAACUCAUGAAUCAUAAUGAAAGACUAGCUGCUGAGCUAGCUGCAUCCAAGAAUUCAUCUUCGCAGCGCAGAACCAGUGGAACUGUACAAAAUGGACGAAGGGAAAGUCAUGGUAGACUCAGACGAAAUGAUCAGGGUGGAUCAAAUGCAGAUGUCAAGAGAGAAUUAGCCUUGAGUAAAGAAAGGGAACUUUCAUAUGAAGCUGCUCUUUUAGAGAGAGAUCAGAAGGAGGCCGAGCUUCAAAGAAAGGUUGAGGAAUCUAAGCAAAGAGAAGCGUAUCUUGAAAAUGAGCUUGCUAACAUGUGGGUUCUUGUGGCAAAGCUAAAAAAGUCGCAAGGAGCUGACAAUGAUGCUUCUGCGUCAACCAGAGAGUUUCAAUUUAAUGAGUUUGACAUUUGAUAUUGUGGCUUUCAAGUUGAUCCAUUGUUAGCUUAUUAGAAUUUGGUUUUGAUAGGAGUGGUUUCAGAGAGGAGUGUGUAAAGAUUUGUUUUUCCGCAGGAAUGUGUGCUUUUCUCUUCCCCCUCCAUCAUUGUCCUUUUUGGUCCAUAUAAAAAAAAAGGCUUCCCCAUUUGUAUAAUCCUUGCUUCCCUUCUUUCCUUCAUUGCUCCAAAUGUUGUGCUAAUUCGCUCCCUUUUUAUUUGGUUCGCAUCUCUAUAGGGAUAAUGCUUUAAUGCAUGUAAAGUAAUAUUAUUGGUUUCUAAUGUUCAUUCAUAAUGAAGUUGCGAUUGUGUUUGACCC
This is a messenger RNA of Arachis duranensis, 3538 nucleotides long. RefSeq names its product kinesin-like protein KIN-7K, chloroplastic. Gene Ontology annotation, molecular function: ATP binding; microtubule motor activity; microtubule binding. Lineage: Eukaryota; Viridiplantae; Streptophyta; Magnoliopsida; Fabales; Fabaceae. The record is from RefSeq and is a predicted model, not a curated record. Gene Ontology annotation, biological process: microtubule-based movement. The transcript is spliced from 22 exons. Bases 167 to 3199 code for a protein of 1010 amino acids.